GUUUAGUAUGGCGAUACGUAAACGGUGUUUCAACAGACAUCUAAGUAUGUAUUUGUUAAAUUUACAUAUAUAAAGUAAUUCAUUAAUAAUCAAUCUCACCCUAUAUUGCACUAUGAGACUUUUUAUGUUGCAUAAUUUUCACGUCAUACGUACAAUACUUGUGUUUGACUAAGCUUGGAUGUUUCGCUACUUGAUUUGAUGUCUCCAACUCCUCCAUCCAAACGACAAAAAAUACUGACCUCUACAGAAAACAACAAUAACAAUUUUCAUACAAUUACCAACAACAACUUGUCAAACGGGAUGGAAGCUAACGGAGAAGUUCCUGAUUUGGACGAAAGUCUUUAUAGUCGGCAACUUUAUGUCUACGGGGCCGAAGGCAUGCGCCGAAUGGCGACAACAGACAUUCUAGUUAUUGGCCUGGAAGGACUUGGGCUCGAGGUCGCUAAGAAUAUCAUUCUGGCUGGAGUUAAAUCUGUAACGUUGUGUGAUGACACUCCAUUAUGUAUAGCUGACCUCACAUCUCACUACUUUGCGGACCUUAAUGACAUAGGCCAUCCGCGUGCUGAAAUUUGUAAGAAUAAAUUAAGCGAGUUGAAUAAUCAUGUAUCUGUCCGCGUGUUAAACAAACAUAAACUUGGUGCUGAAGACUUUAGAAAGUUUAGCGUAGUGGUGCUAAACCAGGGAUCUGAAGACCUAUGCGUGGAAUAUGGAGAUAUUUGUCGAAGUUUAGGUGUCAAAUUCGUCGUGGCUUCAACAUGCGGACUUUUUGGCAAAGUGUUUUGUGACUUUGGGACAGAUUUCGUAGUGUAUGACUCAACUGGUGAAGUUCCAUCUUCAGUCAUGAUUCAGCAAAUAGAAAAGAGCAAACAAGGACUUGUAACUUGUUUGGAGGAGACUCGUCAUGGGUUUCAGGACGGUGACUAUGUAACGUUUUCUGAAGUAAAAGGGAUGGUGGAGUUAAAUGGUUGUCAACCCCGAAGAAUCACAGUUGUUGGACCUGACGUAUUCUCCAUUGGUGACACGUCUAAUUUUAGUCCAUACAUAUCUGGUGGGAUGUGUACGCUUGUUAAAAUGCCUUUAAAAGUCAACUUUCUACCUUAUCAAACAGCCUAUUAUUCCCCAGUUUUCAUGACGACAGAUUUCGUUAAAACUGAGCGUCCCGCACAGAUCCAUCUCUUCUUUAAGGCCCUCAGUGAUUAUAAGAAUAGCAACGGAUUUCAUCCUAAACCUUGGUGCAAGACAGAUUCCCGUACUUUUGUGGACUUUGUCCAUAAAGUCAAUAAACAAAUGGAAAACACAAACGCUUCAGUCUCAUCAAUUGAUGAAAAACUAGCUAUGCUAUUUGGAUGCGUUUGUUCAGGUCAAUGUUCCCCCGUUUUGUCUCUUAUAGGCAGUUUCGCUGCUCAAGAAGUUAUGAAGGCUUGCAGCGGUAAGUUCACGCCUCUGCAACAGUGGAUGUAUUUCGAUGCAACUGAGUGCCUCUCAAUGAGUUCAGAUGAAGAUUUCGUUGUCUCAGAGAAUGAUGCAAAGCCAAUUGGAUCUCGUUAUGAUGGUCAGAUUGCCAUAUUCGGACGUGCGUUUCAGGAGAAGCUGAAAGGAUUGAAGUAUUUUAUUGUUGGUUCAGGUGCAAUUGGAUGCGAGCUGCUAAAAAACUUCUCGUUGAUGGGUGUUGGUGCAGGACCGUCUGGAAAAAUUGUUGUGACGGACAUGGAUCUCAUCGAAAGAUCAAAUCUAAACAGACAGUUCCUCUUUCGUCCAUGGGAUAUCCAUAAAAUGAAAUCAGUCGUGGCAUCAACCGCUGCUAAAAUGAUAAAUCCAGAGCUUAAUAUUGAAGCUCAUGAGAAUCGUGUUGGACCGGAGACAGAGAAAAUAUAUGACGACGAAUUCUUCGAAAAAUUGGAUGGAAUUGCUAAUGCGUUAGACAACGUUGAGGCCCGCACUUAUGUUGAUCGUCGUUGUGUUUAUUAUCGCAAACCUCUUUUAGAAUCUGGAACCCUGGGAACUAAGGGUAAUGUACAGGUUGUUAUCCCUUAUUUGACAGAAUCGUACUCAUCUUCACAAGACCCUCCAGAAAAAUCAUUCCCUGCCUGCACUCUAAAAAACUUCCCUUAUCUGAUUGAGCAUACCCUCCAAUGGGCACGCGAUCUGUUUGAAGGACUUUUCGUUCACCAGUCACAAGCAAUGAGUUCGUUUUUACAGGAUCCGCCUGGCUUUUUAGAACGAACAUUAUCAAAUCAAGGAAAUCAACCUUUGGAAACACUAGAAACUUUGAAAACAAAUUUAUUAGACAAAAGACCAAAUAGUUUCGAAGAUUGUGUUACUUGGGCUAGAUUACUCUGGCAGGAUUUGUUUUCAAACACAAUCGCACAACUUUUGUUCAAUUUCCCUCGCGACCAUGUCACUUCAACUGGUUCUGAUUUUUGGUCAGGAACCAAACGAUGCCCUCAUCCAUUGCAGUUUAAUGUACAAGAUACAACACAUUUGGAAUUUAUUUCGGCGGCUUCAAACCUUCGCGCUGAAUGCUAUGGUAUCCCUCAAUGUCGAAACCUGUCCAAGAUUUCCGAAAUUGUUCAAAGUGUAGUUGUUCCUCCGUUUGUUCCUCGAUCAGGCGUACGGAUUGAUGUAACCGAGGCAGAGGCUCAAGCAAGGUCAGCUGCACCUAUGACUGAUACAUCUCGACUUGAAAAACUUCAGAAAGCUUUACGUAGUUUCAGCAACACUUCAAGAAUACAUAUCAACGUGAUUGAAUUUGAGAAAGAUGAUGAUACGAAUUUUCAUAUGGACUUCAUCACCACAGCAAGCAAUUUAAGGGCUGAGAACUAUGAAAUCCCUCCAGCUGACCGACUAAAAAGUAAAUUAAUUGCUGGUAAAAUUAUCCCUGCAAUUGCAACAACAACUAGUUUGGUGGCUGGGCUGGUAUGCCUAGAACUGUUUAAGGUUUGUAAUUAUAUUUCACCAUAAUUGUACUUUUCUGUAUUUAAGUGAUUUAAUUUUGUUUCUCUAUGGCCAGUGUUAUCGACAGAUGGUGAUAAGUUGUAUAUUGUCAAGUGAUUUGCUAAAAGCUGUCUUGUCCAUUUAUCUAAUGAUAUUCUAUGUAAUUGUUGUCUUUUAGUUGCAGAAACAUUUUUCUUUACGGGAUAAUAUGAAACAAAGUAGCUAACAAUCUGAGUUACUCGUUAGUUAUCGACAUACUGUAACAAUAUUUUCAUGUCUGGGUUUUUGCACGUAAGAGUCGUUUCCAUACACUAUGUUAUGAAAUCUUUACUAGUUGUAACUGUUUGUUCACUUCGUUUUUCAUGUUACUUUUAGCUUGUCCAAGGACACAAAAAGCUCGAACUGUUCAAAAAUGCUUACGUCGAUUUAGCGUUGCCCUUUACUUCAUUUUAUGAACCCGUAGCACCUAUCAAGUCAAAAUACUACGAUACAGAAUUUUCUUUAUGGGAUCGGUUCGAACUUUCAGGUCCUAUGACCUUGCAAGGUUUAAUUGAUUACUUCAAAGAUAAUUUAAAGUUAAAUGUAACAAUGCUAUCGCAAGAUGUUUCUAUGCUCUAUGCAUUCUUCAUGCCAGAAGCAAAGCGUAAGGAACGUCUAGUUAUGUCGUAAGUUCAUUUCAUAGUUUUGUUUCAUAUUUUACGGAUAUUUUAGAUAACCGCAUAGUAUUUAGGUGACAGUUGACCAACGAUGUAUAUCUUUUUUGAACUAAAUAGUUCGAAAGCACUUUUUGAGCAGAGAUGAAUGGUGAUGGUGGACGGCAACAGAAUAGAACUGCUGGCCAUCAUCUAGGCAGAUACCCCCAAAAACGUCGGUUAAUUGCAGUCGAAAACGUCAAUGGGAAAAUCCAAAUAACCAAUAUAUGUAAAUUAAAUGGUUCAAAUUUAUGAGAUUAAUUUGCCACCAAAUUCAAUAUCAGAUCAAUCACUUGUAGAUUAGUUGGUGACAGAACAAUUUUUGAUGUGGUGGAUGUGUUGUUUUCGUUCCAUGUGUUUCUCAGAGUAUGGAGUACCAAUGUUGUUUAUUAGAUACUACUUAGUUGUCGAAAACAAGAAUUUAGAUUUGAGCUGACAUAGAUGACCUCAGUAGAGUUUCGUCCUCUAAUCUGGAUGGUUUAGUUCUGGAGCUUUUGUUGUCCUUCUGGAUAACAUCAUCAAAUAAUUCCGAUAGAAGCAAAGUACUCGAAUUUCUUCACAUUUAAUCAACGUCACUAAAAACAUUAAUUUAAAUUUUCUUUGGCAUGAAAUUAUUGCACUGAAAUUUCAACAGUUUGCUAGUUAGCAAAAUGGUUUUAGAAAAUGUAUGUAUUAAAUAUGUGUUGUGUGUUAAUUCUUGGCCACAGUUACCAUGUGUAAAUGAAGUGUCAAGUCCGGAUAUAUCUGAGCUGGAUUGAUACUUUUGAAUGACAGUGUAAUAGUUAAGGAGUAAAGUAUGGUAGUUCAGAAAUACAUCGUAUUUUCGUCAUACUCUUAUAUUAAAAAAAGGUUUGUUUAUUCGUCAGUCAGUCAUGAUCAGCGCAGAACCUGGUAUAUUUGUACAUCGGUUCAAGUUGCCAUGCACUAUUAGCACAACAAGACAAAAUCGUUAGAACAAACCCUAGACUAGUAGAAAUAUUAACCGUAAUAAUGGUAGUUUAAAGGAUUAGUUAUAGAAGUUACAAUUCAGGAAAUAAUUAUGGAUUAGUGGGGUAAUUUUAAAAGGUAAUUUAAAAACUUAGGAACUAAGUCAAGACAAGGAGUAAAUGUAUUUGCGUCAUUGGAAACGAUUUCGAGCACUGUCACUUAAAAGCCAACCAUUGAUUACGAUGAUCAAGCCUACCCCAACCAAGUAGUCUACAUUUACCUAUAUUAGCCAGUCGAACAGCCAAUAUUUUCAUGAACUGAUACCCAAGUCUUAAUUCGAACUCCGCUAGCUUCUAGACUACCACACCAUCCAUUAUCGCUCAUCAAGGUAGUUGGUGGAUGAUAAUACGGAAAACAUGUUCUCACCAUUUAAGUAGAUGUAUAUUUGCUAUAUUAUCUAUCUAUUAACGAUCCUUACCUUGUACUAUGGGUAUAACCUCAGAAUUUCUAUCUCAUUGACUUCAAAAUAUGCGAAUGAUUGUUCGAAGACACCUUUAGUUGAAUGCUAUUAACCUAUAAAUAUCCUUUUUAAGAACCACGUUUACAGCCAUUAAAUACAUUAAAGAAAUUUAGUUUUUAGUUCAAUUGUUGUUCUUGUCUACCAAGGACAAUCAUUUCGAACCAGCUGACAUUUCGUGAAUAUAUUCUCUCUGUAUAUUUUCAUAUGUUUCACACAUAGUAUUUUCUUUUUCUGUUCACUCAAAACCUGUUUGAAUAAUACGUAUAAUACUAUGGAGACUUUGAUCGAUGUAUAUGUGUGCCCAGUCCUACGUCGUAGCCGACUGACUGACUGACGGAUACGUGUAAUAUGAAAGCACUGGUUAGGGGGCUAACUUGUCUAAAGUUAGAUGUUUCGAAUCAUUUUUGUAUAUUAAACAUGAACCAUGUCUAUCAUUUCUUUGAAUGUUUUCAUUUCAAAUUAAUAUCAUUACAUCGCAAAUCUUGGAGUAACAUACAAGGAGCCCAUGCCGCUAGUUUAUGGGGUGAUUACUGAAUUCUCUUUCAUUACUACUUUAAUGCUAAGUGAUUAAAAAAAUAUCAAAGUUCCGUAGAAUGAUUAUUCAGUUUUUUAUUGCUUAAAUGUGUAUUUUUUCAGAUUAAAAGAUCUGGUGGAAGUAGUCAACAAACGCAAAAUACCUCCCCAUGUCAAAGUACUGGUAUUUGACGUCUGUUGCAGUGAUGAGAAUGAUAAAGAUGUUGAUGUGCCAUAUAUCCGCUAUGUACUGGAACCAGCCAAAUAAAAUUCGUUUAUUCAUGUCUUUCUCAAAUAACACAGGUUUCAAAUUGAUGAUUAGUCCUUUACGAAACCAAACUAUUUUUCACCCAUUUUAAUUUAUGGAGUAUUCCAGACAAUAUAUGCUUUCCCUAUUAUUUGUGUACUAGCUGUGUAUGAAUUAACACGCAAAUAAAAUGAAUAAUCAAUUAAUUUUUAUGUAUUCUGAGAAUACAGAAAGCUAUGGACAUAAUCUUUUUACUCAAUUUUACCGUAUAACAAUUUGUAUAAUCUAAGUUGAUAUUUAUGUCGAGCAUCUGUUUUUUCUCUGCAAUCAACUCAUUUUUCGUAUAGAAAGCUUUAAAAUAUAUGUUUACUUUCGGGUGAUUUAACUUGAUGGAUUAUUUUCUUUAUCAGUUUUCUUUAUUCAAUGUUCUAAUUUCGGAGUGUUGGUUAUCAGCAAUAUUUACAAAUACAUGGUUUACGUUACUAGCAAUUUGAGUUGUAAACAUCAUAUUUCCU
Schistosoma spindalis is the source of this 6348-nucleotide messenger RNA. NCBI's taxonomy places the organism in Eukaryota, Metazoa, Platyhelminthes, Trematoda, Strigeidida, Schistosomatidae. The record is from the annotation of a GenBank genome assembly.